UACUACGUGUAUAGUGAGCUCCCGCGACUGGACGGGCGGGGCCCGCGCGCUGCGGGAGGCUGAGGCGGUGGCGCAGUGUGAUUGAAUGCAUUUAUGGAAAAAGGAAAAUUGAAUAGUAAGACGAUAGCAGAAUAUUGUAAUACGGCAAUGGAUUCCUCAGUGGAAAACGACAUGUAUGUAAACAAAGUGUGGGUUCAGUGUGAGAAUGAAAGUUGUUUGAAAUGGAGAUUGUUGUCAAGUGAAGAUGCAUCCAAAGUUGAUCACAGUGAAUCAUGGUAUUGCUUCAUGAACACUGAUUUAAGGUACAAUAAGUGCUCUGUUUCUGAAGAAGACUUUCCUGAAGAGUCUCAGCUUCAUCAAAGUGGAUUUAAGAUCGUCUAUUCACAGCUCCCUCUUGGAAGCCUGGUUUUGGUAAAAUUACAGAAUUGGCCAAGUUGGCCAGGGAUACUUUGCCCUGAUCCUUUUAAAGGGAAAUAUGUGACCUAUGACCUGGAUGGAGAUGUUGAACAGUAUCACAUAGAAUUCCUGGGUGAUCCCCAUUCAAGAUCAUGGAUAGAUGCAAUGUUUGUUGGACAUUAUAGUAUCACAUUAAAGCCAGGAGAAUGUAAGAAUAAAAAGAAGUGGUAUAAAAGUGCACUACAAGAAGCAUACCUCCUCUAUGGAUACUCUGAUGAGCAAAGACUGGAAAGGUGCUGCCUAUCAAAAUGGGACAAAUCCAAAGCAGAUGGCACAGUUGCUGUGGUGGCCAAGAAAAGGAUGCAAGUUUCCAAAAAUAAUACUAAAAAGAAAAAUCCCAAAAUUAGAAAAAGGAAAAGGAAAGCUAUUUUAAAAUCAUCUUUUGAAAAUGUUUGUUCAGAUGAUGCCUUAUCAAAGGAAAACAUGGUUGUCUCUGAGACAGAACUUUUACUAAAAGAGCUGGAGCAAAUGCUAGAGCAAGCGCGGGAGCCCACAGCCGCCCCUGAUGAGUCCGAAGGGGAGCCCGGAGAGGAGACAGAUACAGGAGAAAAGGAGAAAGUGGCCUUUACAAGCUAACACAUCAAAAGGAGCCAUCUGAUAAUUUUUAAAGUUCUGAGCAUGUUUAUUCUCUGGGCAGAUAGUGUUUGAGCUAUUUUCAAAGUUGUAAAUUUGAUGAUGUUUUCAUCAUUUCAUGUAUGAGGUUUCAGGUUGAUUACUCUGAAGCAUUUAUACCAAUGAAUUGAGAGUAGCAACAUGAACAAAAAGCAUACACACAUGGAUAAUCAAAAUCCAUUUCUAUUUGUCAUUGAAAUACUUUAUGAGAUUAUUUUCCUCAGUAGAGUCACCUUUCUAAUUAAUUAUGUUCUUAGCUAAUAUUAACACUAGCUGACAUGCCCUGAUGUGGAAAAAAAUGGGAAGGAAUUAAUUUCAGAUUAUUAUAAGAAUCCACCUGAAUAAUUCACAAAUUAGAUAGUCCAUAUACAGAUAAGACAGAGUUUACUGAAUAAUAAUUAUUUUAAUAAUUAUUGUAAUAAAAGGUACAUUUUUGAUACAUGAAAGCACUUGUCUAAACUGCAUGUAUUUUUAAAAAUUAAUUUAUUUAUUUUUGGCUGCAUCAGGGCUUCGUUGCUGCACGCGGGCUUUCUCUGGUUGCAGAGAGCUCUUCGUUGCAGUGCGCAGGCUUCUCAUUGCGGUGGCUUCUCUUGUUGCAGAGCACGGGCCCUAGGUGUGCGGGCUUCAGUAGUUGUGGCACACAGGCUCAGUAGUUGUGGCUCAUGGGCUCUAGAGUGCAGGCUCAGUAGUUGUGGCGCAUGGGCUUAGUUGCCCCGCGGCAUGUGGGAAUCUUCCCAGAGCAGGGCUCAUACCUGUGUCCCCUGCAUUGGCAGACGGAUUCUUAACCACCGCACCACCAGGGAAGUCCCAUAAACUGCCUGUAUUUUUUCUUACAUUGUGUGGGAAGUUACCUCUGCCUUUAAUGAACCUUGAAGUUGUAAAUCUCGUGUGUGUGUGUGUGUGUGUGUGUGUGUGUGUGUGUGUAUUUGCAUUGUUUUUACCUGUGUUCUUUCCCACUAAGCUAGCACACACUCUCACUGUUCGUAAGGAAUGCAGAUGCUUAUGAGAAAAUGAGAACAGAAAAGUGUGACUAAAACAGUUUUAACUUGUAUUGCCCAUAAUAAUCAUUUUUAAAAUAAACAAAUAUAGAAAACUCUCAGAAGUUUAAUUUUAAUGACCACAUUUUUCCAAAGCAUAAAAUUAAAACUAACUAAAAAUGUGUGAUGUUGGAGAGUAGAGACAGGACUAAAUACUGUGUUAUUUUUACACUCACACACUUACUGUAUGUUAUACUCUAUGUGGGGAUCAUUAUUUGACCACCAGCAAAUGGAACACGUUCUUAAGGAGUUACUGACAGCUUUAUGUUUUGUUCAAAUAAUUAAGCCUGGUCUUCAAGUAAAUUUGAUGACUUGUGUGGUUAUUU
Kogia breviceps (pygmy sperm whale) is the source of this 2431-nucleotide messenger RNA. Lineage: Eukaryota; Metazoa; Chordata; Mammalia; Artiodactyla; Physeteridae. The record is from RefSeq and is a predicted model, not a curated record.